ACAUUCAAACCUAUUGAUACAUCAAUUUUAAUAGAUAUUGACAAAUUAUAAAAUUUAUUAAUGUGUAUUUCUAAUUAAAAUAUUUAAAUCUAAGCAUGCUACAAUCUAAAAGGAACCUCGAUGUGUGUUAUAAAAAUAAUUAGUUAAAACGUUACAAAAACCACAACACAAUCUAUUACUACUAUGGCUGAGGCCGCUGUAGAAGAAAUUUCGACAGCUCCCACAAGAUAUUAUUGUCAUGGCUGCAGUAUUGAAUUUGAUCAAAUAAAUCCGGGAUAUACUUGUCCGAAUUGCGAAGGGGGCUUUAUUGAAGAGUUAGUGCCUCCGGUCGAGACCAGUGCUGAGGAAAAUGUGGAAGAGAUCGAUGAAGAUCCUAUGGUUUAUGUAAAUUUUGAUUUUUUGUGUGGUUGAGGUGCUAGAGUAAUAGAU
Molecule: messenger RNA, 429 nt
Organism: Ctenocephalides felis (cat flea)
Lineage: Eukaryota; Metazoa; Arthropoda; Insecta; Siphonaptera; Pulicidae
Product: E3 ubiquitin-protein ligase RNF126-like
Exons: 2
Coding region: 184-411 (75 amino acids)
Molecular function (GO): ubiquitin protein ligase activity
Source: RefSeq, a predicted model, not a curated record